Molecule: messenger RNA, 1740 nt
Organism: Parastagonospora nodorum SN15
Lineage: Eukaryota; Fungi; Ascomycota; Dothideomycetes; Pleosporales; Phaeosphaeriaceae
Exons: 2
Coding region: 1-1740 (579 amino acids)
Source: RefSeq, a predicted model, not a curated record
AUGGUCGAUGAAAAGAACAAUGAUACACCGUCAUACGCCAUUCUCUCCCACACCUGGGGCUCGGACGAAGUCAGCUAUCAAGAGCUAGUAUGGAUCAACAGGAUCAAAGCUUUGACGAGAUCGUUCGACGAGCCGUCUGUCGAAUCAUCUACCACCUCGUUGAUAAGCCAAGAUAGUCAGUCUAGUUUGAUGCUUGCAAGCAUGGAGAUGCUGCUGCGAGGCAAUUGGAAUCCUGGUAUGUCAAUUGGCAGCAUGACUGAGGAAGACUUAAUGAACCGCCCCGGGUAUUCGAAGAUCGCCAAUGCGGCUAGAGAAGUUCAGGCUCUCCGGCUGGAAUGGAUAUGGAUCGACACAUGUUGCAUCGAUAAGUCCAGUAGCGCAGAGCUGCAAGAGGCCAUCAACUCGAUGUAUCGGUGGUAUCGGAAUGCAGAAGUAUGUCUUGUAUACCUGGGCGACAUCGCGCGACCCAUAUUUAACCAGGCGAGCUCUGCUUCAGACUUCGCAAGGUCCGCCUUCAAGUCGUGUCGUUGGACUAAACGUGGCUGGACGUUACAAGAGCUACUCGCACCAUGUACUUGUCGCUUCUAUCUGAAAGACUGGAGAUAUAUGGGCGAGAAGAUUGAGUUCUUGGAGGAAUUGGCUGAUGCUACCGGUAUUCCAAUCUCAAUUUUGGAGGAUCCGAAUCUGGUGCAAGAGGCGUCUGUCGCGCAACGAAUGUCUCAAGGCGUGCAAGUCGCGAGACGACACGAUCGGAAGACAUCGGCUACUGCCUGCUCGUGUCUCUUUGACAUACAGAUGCCACUACUGUAUGGUGAAGGGGAGAAAGCAUUUAUCCGCCUUCAGGAAGAGAUCCUCAAGACAACCGAUGAUUACUCACUCUUCGCGUGGAGCGCUACUACCUCAGACAAGUCAGUCUACCGCGGCUUACUUGCUCGAUCGCCCGCCGAGUUUCGCAACUGCGGCGAUGUAGAGCGAGAGAGCGGGCUCUCCACAUUCCCAAUCAGCUCCACGCCAAUCGGCCUGAGAAUCCAGCUAGACUUCCUCCCCAACCCAGACGACAAAAGCCGCGCCCUCGCCCUCAUACGCUCCUGCAACCCCAUGAACCAACGCCUAGCAAUCCAACUCAAAUGUCUAGACGGCGGCAUGCAAUACGCACGCGUCAACGCCGGCUCAAUUGUCUGCAUCGACGACUGGCCCACAGGUCGCACACGCACAAUCUACGUGCGCCAAAAACUCUCCAUACCAGUAGACUUCGCAACGCCCGAGUUCAGCCGCUUUGAAUUCCGCCGCCGCAUGGGGAAUCACAGCAUCCCACAUGUGCGCAUUAUCGGCGCUCCGUCUGAGGGCUGGAAUUGGGAGACAUACGAAUGCGCCAUGACUCCGCACAUUCUCGAAACCACACUGGUUUUCUUGCUGCGCAUUCAAUCGCACAAAUACGCCCAUAGCAUGACGUUCCCCGUCGCUGUGGGGUUCAAUCGCGGUACGUGUCAUUACUGGUGCAAAGCCAUAUCUGAAAUGGCGUCGGAGCGGGACUAUGAUUUGAACGGCGGGUGGCGCGCUGCUGCGUUGCGGAGAAUGCCGAAGGAUGUUAUGAACCCGAUGAGAGGGGCGGAUGCGCAUCGUGAUUUGUUCGUGGUUGGGGAUGGGAGUUUGGGGAUUAAUGUUGAGGUGAGGGCGGGUUUGGUGGGAGAUAGUAUUGCGUUGCAGGUGCAUGUUGACGGGUUAGUUAAGUGGUCUUGA